Polypterus senegalus (gray bichir) is the source of this 3504-nucleotide messenger RNA. Its product is annotated as apoptosis-inducing factor 3. Gene Ontology annotation, biological process: execution phase of apoptosis. Gene Ontology annotation, molecular function: flavin adenine dinucleotide binding; 2 iron, 2 sulfur cluster binding; oxidoreductase activity, acting on NAD(P)H. Gene Ontology annotation, cellular component: mitochondrion; cytoplasm. The transcript has 23 exons. The record is from RefSeq and is a predicted model, not a curated record. The coding region runs from base 760 to 2586 and encodes 608 amino acids. NCBI's taxonomy places the organism in Eukaryota, Metazoa, Chordata, Cladistia, Polypteriformes, Polypteridae.
ACCAUAAGCUCCGCCGUCCCCUGCAGCCACGCUAAGGGGCUUAACUGCGAACGAGCGGGGACUCCAGCGAAUUAUUGCUGUGCUUGCAUCCUGAGCCCUUCCUGCUUCAUCAAUACUGCAGGCAGCUGUCGAGUGACUGGCAGCCGUCCCUACCGCAGCCUCUCGCAGGACGCGCUUAAAGGACUCGAGACGCACGAAGCGACACCCGGGGGAGGCCGGAGAGCCGAGGAGCGAAGCGGCCGGCCGGCCGGCCAGGUCUGUUAAAGAGUUGGAAAAAAGAAGAAAGAGAAGAACUCAAGUGCAAGAUGUGAUGAAGGAUCAUGGGCACCUACAAGUUGAGGCAACUCUCAGAUUGACGACCGUCUCCUGGCAUGCUGAAGUGCUGUGUCAUACGUUUCAUCUCAGGAGUGUAUUUCUUUGUGAGGAAAGCUGUACAAGUCACCAACACUUUUUCAGCGUAAGAUUUCUCAAUCACUGCUAUAAGCCUCAAAGAAUUAAUGAAGUUAGAUGUGCAAAGUGUAGCGCUGACACCAAGGACAUGUAACAGUUGUGGAUAAUUCAGGACAUGCUCCAGAAAAUGCAAGAGAACGGAUUGCAAAAAGGAGCAGAUGACUGAACAUGACUCUACCAGAUCUGACCUUUCCAGAGAAUACCUUCAGACGUGUUGUCGGAAGUUCAGCAUUUUCAUAAUGAGUGCCUGACAGCUCACUGGUUCUAAUCUUUCAGCUUUUUGCUUCCUUUAAUUCAUCUUUGCGCAUCAUGGGAGGAUGUCUCUCUAAGCCCAAACCAGUAGAGGUUAAAGUAGAGGUCAUCAUCCCAGAGAAAGACAAAGAAAAGGAAUCAAUGUCACCCAAUGGCAAAGCAAGUCCUAUUGCACACUGCAAAACCAAUGGUUCAGCCAAGCACCACUCUGAUGAGGACAAGUCAUUCCAACAGAACCUCUACAGGAACCCCAGGGAUUUUGUGGAGGCCACUGUAUGCCACGUCAAAGACCUGGAGAAUGGACAGAUGAGAGAAGUAGACAUGCCUGGAGGCAAAGUGCUUUUGAUAAAAGAAAAUGGAGAGUAUCGAGCUGUCAGUCAUAAGUGCCCCCACUAUGGAGCACCGCUAGUCAAAGGAGUGCUUUCUGAUGGAAGGGUGCGUUGCCCAUGGCAUGGGGCCUGCUUCAGCACUGCCACUGGAGACAUAGAAGACUUUCCUGGGUUGGACAGUCUGGCAAAGUUUCAGGUUCGAGUAGAGAAAGACAAGGUGAUCAUCCGUGCCAAUAAGCAGGCCCUGCAGUCACAGAAAAGGAUGAAGAGUAUGGCGAAGUGUGCCUCACUGAGCAGCUAUAGCCCAGGAGUCACCAGUGUUCUCAUCAUCGGAGCAGGUCCAGCCGGUCUGGUCUGCGCGGAGACACUCAGACAGGAAGGUUUUGCGGAACGAAUCAUUAUGUGUACCUUGGAUAGACAUCUGCCCUACGACAAGCCUAAACUGAGUAAGUCUUUAGAAUGCACUGUGGAUCAGCUAACUCUGCGUUCAAAAGAAUUUUUUCACCAGCAUGAUAUUGAGCUUCUGAAUGAGAAAGAGGUUGUGUCUUUAGACACAAAAACAAAAAUGGCCACCUUCAAAGAUGGAUUUCGAUUGGAAUUCAGGAAUCUUCUUAUUGCCCCAGGAAAGACGCCAAAGCAGCUAAACCUCAAAGGUGCAAACAUGGAAAACAUAUUUUACCUAAGAUCACCAGAAGAUGCCAACUGGAUAGCCAAGCUUGCAAGCAACAAGAACGCUGUCAUUGUUGGAGCAUCAUUUGUCGGUAUGGAGGUAGCAGCCUAUCUUGCAGAAAAAGCCCACUCAGUUUCUGUAAUUGGGGUAGAAGAUGUUCCUUUCAAAAAAGCACUCGGAGAGAAGGUUGGAAGGGCAAUCAUGAAGAUGUUUGAGAACAACCGAGUUAAGUUCUACAUGCUAAAUGAAGUAUCAGAGCUUCGUGGACAACAAGGAAAGCUAAAAGAAGUGGUGUUGAACAGUGGAAAAGUCCUACGGGCUGACGUUUGUGUCAUCGGUGCAGGUGCAGUCCCAGCAACUACCUUUUUAAAGCACAGCGGCAUCAAUGUAGACUCCAAGGGCUUCAUUCCAGUCACUAAGACAAUGCAGACUAAUGUUUCCGGAGUCUUUGCUGCAGGAGAUGUGGUCACCUUCCCCUUGGCAAUGCGGAACAAUAAAAAAGUCAAUGUACCACACUGGCAGAUGGCACACAUGCAAGGUCGAAUAGCAGCAUUAAACAUGCUUGGCCAAGUGACCGAGAUAAAGAAUGUCCCCUUCUUUUGGACAGCGAUGUUUGGGAAGAGCAUACGAUAUGCCGGUCAUGGAGAAGGGUUUGAUGACGUGAUCAUCCAAGGAGAUCUGGAUGAACUCAAGUUUGUGGCUUUCUACACAAAGAGUGAUGAGGUGAUUGCCGUUGCAAGCAUGAACUAUGACCCCAUCGUGUCCAAGGUAGCUGAGGUGUUUCGGUCUGGGAGAGCAAUUAAGAAGAGAGACGUGGAGAUGUUUAUUCGUCAUGGCAAGACUGGUGACAUGUCAUGGCUGAUCGGGAAGGGCCUUCAGCAGUAGCCACAGGUGCCAGGAGGUUACCCACCGCUCUUCAAUUUCUUUGGAAUGGUCCAUGACCAGUUUAAUCACUGACUGAAUGUUCUCUGCAAUGAUUUGGUCCAUCAGGAUUCCACAAAAUGGACAAGAAAAUCUUUAUGUCUAUCAACAAAGGAGACACAUUUGUACAUAUUGUAUAAACAAGAGUCAAUGUAACAAACAAUUUGUACAAGCAAAGAAAUCCUUAGUGGCCAUGUUUUAAGUUUGCAUAUCCAUCACCAGCACGCGCCUGACUGAGUGUGAAAACUUAAGCAUGUUCUCCAUGGAUCUGAGGAGCUAUAUAAUAAGAGCCUGUGCUGUGUACUAGAGCUUCUGGAUUGUAGCUCUGCAUGCAUAAACCUGUUGUUAGAAGGUACAAGACGCUGUCAUUUACAUAAUCAACCUGUGCCACGGAGUCAAUUGCCUGGCACCUCUUGUACUGUUUCAAGGCUUAACCACACCUUUUCUAUGGAAGCAAAUGGUAAGGCAAGUAAAUGUUGAAUUACUCCAGCAUAUCUGAGUAACCUAUUUACAGGACGUGUGCUUUUUCCGUUCAGUGAUACCAAACCAGUGGUUCAUCUGGGUGAGAAAAAGUACUUAUUUGUACUAUAUACUUCUUUCAAGGUUUACAUUUUGGGACCUUUACUUUAAAAAGACUGUGCAGCAGUGCCAUAUUGACUCAUGACAUCCAAGUAGCUCAACCAGUUUAAAACUGUUUUGGUAGGUGUACCUGCUCUUGAACACUGCUUCUAACUCAGGGAGUAAAAGCUUUGAGAGUCUGCCAUUUGAAGCUGUCUGCUGCUGCUGUAUCACAUGGAUGUAUGAAAUAAACACAAAAGUGGAGGCUACACAAGAAGCAGAAUUGUUAUAAUCACCAACUGCUUGCAAAUGUUUUAUAACAAU